CCGGUCGCUCAGCGCACGUUGUCCUUCCGCGGGCUUGAGAAGCAAAAAAUCGUACGGGGAAGUGUGUCGGCCUUUUAGAAAAAAAGACAAGAUGAGCAAAGCACAUCCACCCGAGCUGAAGAAGUUCAUGGACAAGAAGCUUUCGUUGAAGUUGAAUGGAGGCAGACACGUGCAGGGCAUCCUGCGAGGGUUUGACCCCUUUAUGAACUUGGUGGUGGAUGACUGUCUGGAGAUGGGUCCAGGUGGACAACAGAACUCUAUUGGCAUGGUGGUCAUCAGGGGAAACAGCAUCAUCAUGUUGGAGGCCUUGGAGAGAGUAUGAGGAGAGAAGUGGUGGCUGCGGAUACACCUUUUUACACUCUUUAAUCCUUUUUUUUACGUUCUUUGUUAGUUGUUGAUAGAGGCAUUGCAACUGCAUGUCUUUGAAUUGUAAGAUGUCUAUCUAAAUUUACAUGGACAGGCAUGUUUUGUUUGUAAGCAUUUUGACCUGUGUAAUCUUGUGAAUAAAUCAUUUUUUCUUUGUA
Messenger RNA from Thunnus maccoyii (southern bluefin tuna), 524 nucleotides. RefSeq names its product small nuclear ribonucleoprotein polypeptide G (gene snrpg). The record is from RefSeq and is a predicted model, not a curated record. Gene Ontology annotation, cellular component: catalytic step 2 spliceosome; U12-type spliceosomal complex; precatalytic spliceosome. Gene Ontology annotation, biological process: mRNA splicing, via spliceosome; spliceosomal snRNP assembly. Lineage: Eukaryota; Metazoa; Chordata; Actinopteri; Scombriformes; Scombridae. The transcript is spliced from 4 exons. Bases 92 to 322 code for a protein of 76 amino acids. Gene Ontology annotation, molecular function: RNA binding.